AUGAGCUUGGGAAAAGACGAAACCGUCAAGCACUACAUGUACCUGAAUCGCAUGGGACGUGCCAAAGCUGUCAAUUCGUGUGGGGAGGAAUUGGUAGCGCUGUUGUGUCCUCCUCGCACUGUGGAUCGUAAAAAGCGGACCAAACUCAACCGUUGCAACUUGAUCUAUGGCUUGCUACGGGAAGCGCCAGGAAUGUGGGCCAAGUACUACAACUCUGCUGGAAUCUCAAUCUGCAGUACUAGUACGGAUCCGCCCAAAAAGAAAAAGAGCAGCAAGCUGAAAAAGACCAGCGCUGCCGUUCCCACACGAAGCUUGCCUCGGCGCAAGACGAGAUCCAAUACGUAA
This is a messenger RNA of Seminavis robusta, 345 nucleotides long. The record is from the annotation of a GenBank genome assembly. Lineage: Eukaryota; Bacillariophyta; Bacillariophyceae; Naviculales; Naviculaceae.